CAGUGUCAUUCGGGCAGUCGCACCGCCACUGUGCACUGCUUACAGUUAGCUCAUUUGAUAGCCAAUCAAAUAACAAUUAAUUAUCAUUCGGUUAUUUGUUCUAACAUUAGGCAGUAUCGGUUGUCGUUGCCAUAUGAAGAGGAUAAAAUGGAUAACACAGCCAAAGCGAUCUUAAUACUGACGCUCCUGGUCGCUACAGGCCCACCAGUGAACAGCGACUGCAACAUCCAUGAGAUCGGCAACGACGCUCCCUGCGGCGGCCGCCUCGUCUGCACCCGCGACCUCAGUGAUGCCGUCAGCCUCAUAGUCCAAAUGCCCUGCUUGUACUUAUACAACGAUUACUCAGAAGAACAUAUAUUACAUCAGAACUUCAGUGUCUCUGUAGAGGCAGUAGAUUUCGACUACACCACCAAUGACUCUUCAGUUAUAAACGAGCUAAAGGACCAUAUUAACGCCAUCUCGAUAACGAACGGAAGAAUCAAGAAGUUUCCAGAAACUGUUUUAAAUCUGCGACAAGCGACGAUAGUUGAUCUCUCCAGCAACAAUAUUGACUCUCUAAAUCUAGCGGCAUUCGCAAGACCGAGCAUGAUAAACGUGCUUAAUGUGUCCUAUAAUAAUAUAGAACGUUUAGACGCCCAGAUAGGUUGGCCUAGCUACUGGCAGUUACCGGUAACUACUAUCGAUUUUAGCCAUAAUAACAUCCAAGGUGUGCUACAGAACGACAUCGCACCAUAUGUAACAUUAAGACAUUUGAAUUUAUCUUACAAUUACAUAGAAUCGUUCAAUCAAGACACGUUCAGUAAUCUGACAGGAUUGCUAACGUUAGACAUUUCGAACAACAAGAUUUUCAAGCUUGACUCUUCUUUAGCUGGUCUAGUAAGCUUACAAGAAUUAUAUUUAGAUCACAACGAUCUAACACAUCUAAAUAAGGAUAACUUUCAUAGCCUGUUCGCAUUAAAAUAUCUUAAUAUCAGCUCCAAUAGUUUAAAAAGUAUUGAUAGCUCUUCUUUCAACUCUUUAAGUUCUUUAACGCAACUGGACUUAAGUAACAACAAUAUUGAGGCUAUUUUAAAAUCAACCUUUCAGAAUAACAGUCUUCUUUAUUCACUCGAUGUGUCAUUUAAUAAAAUUUCGAACAUAGAGUCGGGAGCAUUUGCGGGCGCCCAUAUCACAGAUCUAAAACUUCACAACAACACUUUAGCAGGCUAUCUCGACACUGACGCAUUUAAUGGUCUAUACUUUGAAAAGUUGGACCUCAGUGACGCGGACAUAGGAGAGCUGGGGCCGGAUCUAUUCGGACCUCAUCCUUCUUUCCGAUCGCUAAAUUUCAGUAAAAAUUUCAUCUCCAAAAUAAGUAAAACUACAUUUAGAAACCUCGACUAUUUAGAAGAACUAGACCUAUCGUUUAACAAGCUACGAAGCAUAGAUUUUGACACAACAGGUCUGAAGAACUUAAGUCAUUUUUAUAUCAAUAAUAACGCCAUAAAGCAAAUCCGAAGGGAUUCUUUCCAACCUCUCACUUCGCUGCAAGUUAUUGAUCUAUCUAAUAACGCCAUCGAAAAUAUACAAACUCUAUCGUUUACCAAUUCAAAAAUUCUGCUAAAAUUAAAUUUAAAAAAUAACCCUAUCACUGACAUCCCUCAACGAACGCUGAAUGGAUUGUCCUCAUGUUACGAUUUAGACCUCUCGGGAUCUAAAAUCAAAACCCUUCAGAAUGACUCAUUCUACGGAAUGAGAUCAUUAAAUAAACUCAAUUUGUCACACAGUGAUAUACAACUAUUAGAUUUUAACGUUUUCAAUGGCACAGGGGCAAUAGAGUUUUUAGAUUUAUCGUUCAACCGGAUUGAAUCAUUUUCCAUAAAUAGUACAAAUGUAAAACUACAACGGAUACAGCUAACUUCCAAUGUUAUCACGUCCAUAAACAAAAUGUCUUUCCAAAAGCAGCGUAGUGUUACCUCAAUUGAUAUCAGUUAUAAUAAAAUAUCAUACAUUCAGCCAGGAUCCUUUAUUGACUGUGAAUUUCUUUUUAGUUUAAAUUUAAACAAUAAUUAUUUGUCAUUCCUUCAAUUUGGCGUAUUUGAAGGUAUGGAAAGUGUAAGUAGAAUUAACUUAUCAAAUAACAGAUUUCACAGAUUUGAUGGUAAAUUAUUUUACGGUUUAUCAAAUUUGCAAGUCGUUUACCUUGACAACAAUUUCAUAGACAAAAUUAAUCUCACUGAAUUCACAUUAUCUAGAAGUACCAUAACCACUUUAUCUAUAGGAGGUAACCCGCUAAUAUGUGAUAUGUUGGUGAAAUUUAUUCAUGAAGGGCUCUCCUUGAGAGCGGAAUCCCCAAAUUUUGACACAGAAAAUGUAAAUGGAAUAACAUGUAAAAGUGAGACUGAGAUAAACAAUAACACUCAAGAUAAUGACAAUAAAAUGUUGCUUUCGGGAAAUAACAAUCUAGAAAAACUUGUCAAUGUCACAAACAAGUAUUUGGCGGCCAACUUCGGGACCCUUCUUUGCGCAAUGCUCGCAGUGUUAUGUUUUUUUGUUUAUUUUAAAUUUAGAAAUAAGUUGACACGCAGUCGCGUAGUUUCAUCUAGUAGAGAAGUGUUGUCGAAUGCUAUGGAAUUAGAGAGUAAUCAGGAUUAAUAAUUAGGUAUACAUAUUGUAUAUCUUGUGAUGAUCAAUAUAAACCUAAUUUCCGUUAUGUAGUAGGUAAUGAGAAUGAAAUUAGCAACAAAACAAAGGCAGAUACGAUAAGAAACAUUAGUCAUUCCGACAUAUGAUGACAUUGGCUGUAAAUAUGCCCAACGAUUUUUAUGAACUACCCACUCGCUCUAGACUGAUUGUGAGUC
Molecule: messenger RNA, 2840 nt
Organism: Cydia fagiglandana
Lineage: Eukaryota; Metazoa; Arthropoda; Insecta; Lepidoptera; Tortricidae
Product: protein artichoke-like
Exons: 2
Coding region: 148-2634 (828 amino acids)
Molecular function (GO): protein binding
Source: RefSeq, a predicted model, not a curated record